This is a messenger RNA of Chlorella variabilis, 833 nucleotides long. Its product is annotated as expressed protein. The transcript is spliced from 4 exons. NCBI's taxonomy places the organism in Eukaryota, Viridiplantae, Chlorophyta, Trebouxiophyceae, Chlorellales, Chlorellaceae. Bases 1 to 645 code for a protein of 214 amino acids. The record is from RefSeq and is a predicted model, not a curated record.
AUGGCAGAGCUUGCUGAUCUCAUGACUGCCGCCGUCCCGCAGCCUUCCCUGCUGCAGUCCCAGGCUGGCGCGGCCGCCCUGGCACUGGCCAUGCACUGCCUGCUGGUGCGCGACGGCUUUGAGGCGGUGGAGGUGGCGCAGGGCGGGGCCCCGGGGCGCCGCCUCAGGGGGCUGCUGGCCCCGGACUGGAACAAGGCCGAGCACUUUUGGGUCUUUGAGUACACCCGGCAAGUGCUGCCCCCGCCCGGGGCGGCCAGGAAGUUCCGGCUGCAGUGCUCGCUGCAGGCCCACACGCGCCGCAUGUUCAUCCACGCGAGCGAGGUGGAUGCCGAGGGGCAGCCAGAGGCGGACAACAUCCGGAUCAUGGGCCUGCAGCUGGACAACUACGUGCCCAGCGGGGACCACUGCGCAAAGAGCAGCAGCUGGGAUGGGGUGAUCCACAACCAGCAGGCGCUGUGCGAGAUGUAUGCGGAGUUUGUGGGGGCCCCGCUGUGGCGGCACGCCCAGAAGGCACAGGGCAGCAGCGGCCGGUGGGCGGCGCUGGCGGGCGGCGCGUGGGAGCAGCGCACCCUGCUGCUGGCGGCGCUGGGGGUGUCGGCGCUGGCGGCAGGCGUGCUGGCGUACCGGCGACGCAGCGCUGCCUAGGCGCGCGGGUGGCGCGGCUCCGUUGCGGCGCAGGUGCACCCUAAGCGGUGCAUGCUUAUUUCCACUGAUUGCCAGGACCGCACUUGCUCAUUCCCAUCUGAUGCAUCAAGCACUUGCAUGGCAGGAUCAGCGUGGCGCCGACCCGGGCCGGCUGCAAGCAUUUAUUGGUUUUGAAGAUUAAACUUGAA